CUUCACUGAAUGUUAAAUCAUAAAUCAACGGUAAUGUCGGUGAUCCAUUUAUCCAUAAUAUAAUAUUCAUUGUAACAUCAUCUUCGACUUAAUAAAUAAGCAUGGCUUCCGAGGAACCACAAUCGCAAGAACUGUCUAUUGCAGAGAAGUUGGACAAUGAGAUUGCAACUUUGAGAGCUCAAGUGGAAUCGCUUAAACGAGAUCUCAAGUUGCAAACUGCUACUCUAAUAACAUCAGACUCGACGCUUCAGAUAUUGCAAGCUGAUUCAACGAAGAAAUCAGGUUCAAAAAAGUCAAACGACAGCUCUAGGCUUCAGGAGCUGUUGACAAGAGCUGACGAGCAGAACGCGCAUAAGCAGCAAUGUCUCUAUCGAACAUGUGCUUCUAUCACAACUUUUAAAGUGCGCGACCCGGAUCCUAAUGCAGUAGAUGGGGGUAAUGUUUUGGGUUUGCGGUUCGAAGUCAUGUCCAAAUCUCGGUUCCUUCGACCCUAUUAUGUUAUGUUGAACCGGCCCUACUCGAAUUCCCGGUUUCUGCGUGUCCAUCGGCAUACCGUUCCCCAGUGCAUACCGCUUUCUGGAUUGACGGCUCGGUAUCUCCCUCCACCAGUAGCCAACGACGACGACAGCGACAUGCCAAAGAGGCAAGAUUUGUCGAGUUUCGUGCGGGCGUUAAGGCGGGAGCUGGUUCGCUACCACAAUCGUACAGCCGUUAUCGGGGAUCUACGGAGCAUGGCAGGGUUGGAGAGUAAGAAGGGGAAGGCUAAAGAAUUGGAGGUUCCAAUCACCGAUAUCAGCGCGGCUGAUGCACAAGCAAAGCAAAUCCGUGUCGAGUGGAGCGACGGGCGCUCGGGACGGCUGGUGAUGGAUGACGACGGCGACAUCGUGAAGAUGGUCGUACAGGGCGAGGAUGGACAGGACCGAGAAACUAUGAGACAAUUUCUGGGUGGGAGCCUCCGCGUCGAAGAUGUCGUCAAACAACUUGAAAGCGCAUGAGCCUGCAGAGCCAAGAUUAAAGCGACAAGCCACAAAGCCUCAUUCAAUGCGAUAGGUCAUCUAUACGUUACUAGUCAAUAUAUUAUCGGCGGUAUAAACCUAGUCACGAGCUUACAACAAAAUAACUUGGGUAUCACAACAGUCCCGACUGAUCUCGGGUUACCGAACUCAAGAUGGAUCUACACGAACAGAUUAACCCGUAGCCGUAGGGUAGUAUUGGGCAACAUGGAGAAGACAACGUUGCAAAAGAAAACCCCUAAUGUGAGGACGGAUAUCAACGAUAGUCGUUAUAUCUAAUCAGUCGGUAAGACCUUAAGGAUAUGGGUUGUGCAUGUCUAACAGGUUAAUGCAUGCGAUCGUCAAGGUCAGAGAUGCGGACGUUUAUCGGCUCUCGAUCCUCGGUCUUCAAUCUUCUAAUGUUCCAGAAGGUCAAUUCUAUAUCUUUAGGUGCACGACGAUAGCCUCAUUCUAACCCACAUUGGUAAAUUAUAUCUUUAUACUACUACCAAGUACCGGUCCGACAGAUUC
This is a messenger RNA of Daldinia decipiens, 1523 nucleotides long. RefSeq names its product Cenp-O kinetochore centromere component-domain-containing protein. Lineage: Eukaryota; Fungi; Ascomycota; Sordariomycetes; Xylariales; Hypoxylaceae. The transcript is spliced from 2 exons. Gene Ontology annotation, cellular component: kinetochore; Mis6-Sim4 complex. Bases 102 to 995 code for a protein of 297 amino acids. The record is from RefSeq and is a predicted model, not a curated record.